This is a messenger RNA of Penicillium bovifimosum, 1074 nucleotides long. Its product is annotated as ATG3/ATG10 family protein. The transcript has 2 exons. The record is from RefSeq and is a predicted model, not a curated record. Lineage: Eukaryota; Fungi; Ascomycota; Eurotiomycetes; Eurotiales; Aspergillaceae. Gene Ontology annotation, biological process: autophagosome assembly; autophagy of mitochondrion; nucleophagy. Gene Ontology annotation, cellular component: cytosol; cytoplasmic ubiquitin ligase complex. Gene Ontology annotation, molecular function: Atg8-family ligase activity. Bases 1 to 1074 code for a protein of 357 amino acids.
AUGAAUAUCCUACACUCUACUCUAUCAACUUGGAGGGACCGUCUAGCUCCGGUCUCGCGCACUUCCACCUUCCGCAACACUGGCCAAAUAACACCAGAGGAGUUUGUCCUCGCUGGAGACUAUCUAGUAUACAAGUUCCCUACAUGGUCAUGGGCCGAUGCAUCAAGUCCAGCGAAACGAGUUUCUUAUCUGCCGAACGAUAAACAGUUCUUGGUCACCCGCGGAGUACCUUGCCACCGAAGACUGAACGACAACUUCGCCGGAGAUGCAGGACUCGAGGAUGAAAUCGUGAGGGACUUCCUCUCUGGUGGUGAUGGUGGUGAAGCAACAUCUGGAGAUGGAGAGGACGGGUGGCUGCGGACUGGCGGUGGCCGCGACGCUGGGGCGGACCGCGAUAAGCAGGAGGCUCGGAUCCGCGACGUGCGGACUGUCGAUGAAUCAGGGAACCUGGGUGAGCAGGAGGAGGAGGAUGAAAUUCCCGAUAUGGAGGAUGAAGAUGAUGACAAUGAAGCCAUUAUUCGAGGGACUAAAGAGUCUCUCCGCACGUAUACCCUCUACAUCACCUACUCGAACUUCUACCGUACACCCCGUCUCUAUCUCUCCGGCUAUGAAUCGCCAUCCGAGCCCCUCAAACCACACCUGAUGAUGGAGGACAUCGUGGGCGACUACAAAGACAAGACCGUGACACUGGAGGACUUCCCAUGGUUCGACAACAGCGUCAAGAUGGCCAGUGUGCACCCCUGCCGCCAUGCUUCGGUGAUGAAGACACUGCUGGAUCGUGCCGACGCUGCGCUCAAGCUUCGCCGCGACAAGCUCCGGCAGACACAGUCACGCGAGGAAGCGAACCGUGUUUUGCGGUCAGGAGGUGGACUGGAAGGACUGGUCGAUGAGACCCAGGGCCUGUCACUUAGCGGCCAUCAGCAAGCACCUGCUGGUGGCGACGAGUGGGAGAUGCUGCAGCAUGACGAGGAAGAACAGGUCGCUAUCCGGGUUGACCAGUACCUGGUAGUUUUCCUCAAGUUCAUUGCUAGUGUGACGCCAGGGAUUGAGCACGAUUUCACGAUGGGGGUUUGA